This is a messenger RNA of Medicago truncatula (barrel medic), 1419 nucleotides long. RefSeq names its product protein DETOXIFICATION 16. Lineage: Eukaryota; Viridiplantae; Streptophyta; Magnoliopsida; Fabales; Fabaceae. The record is from RefSeq and is a predicted model, not a curated record. Gene Ontology annotation, molecular function: antiporter activity; xenobiotic transmembrane transporter activity. The coding region runs from base 1 to 1419 and encodes 472 amino acids. Gene Ontology annotation, biological process: xenobiotic detoxification by transmembrane export across the plasma membrane. Gene Ontology annotation, cellular component: membrane. The transcript has 9 exons.
AUGAAAAUAGGGAAAAAGGAGAUUAUAGAAGAAUCAAAGAAACAACUAUGGUUAGCAGGGCCAAUGAUAUUUGUGUGUGUGUUUCAAAACAGCUUGCAAAUUAUAUCUCUCAUGUUUGUUGGACAUUUAGAUCAUGAGUUGCUUCUUGCUGGUGCUUCUUUGGCUAUUUCAUUUGUCAAUGUUACUGGCUUCAAUGUAUUGAUGGGUAUGUCAAGUGCACUAGACACAUUUUGUGGUCAAGCAUAUGGAGCUCAACAGUAUCAUAUGGUUGGAAUAUAUACACAAAGGGCAAUGUUGGCUACCACCAUUGUUAGUAUACCCUUAUCAUUUAUUUGGGCAUACUUAAAACCCAUUUUGAUAAUUUUACAUCAAGACAAAACUAUUGCAACACAAGCUCAACUAUUUGCUCGUUAUUCAAUUCCAAGUCUUUCUGCCAAUGGUCUUCUUCGAUGCAUUAUUAAAUUCCUACAGACACAAAACAUUGUUUUUCCUAUGGUGCUUGCUAAUGGAUUCAUUAGCUUAAUACAUGUUAUUUUAUGCUGGGUUUUGGUUAUAAAAUUUGGACUUGGUAUUAAAGGAGCUGCUAUUGCAAUUUGCAUCUCAAAUUGGCUUAAUGUGGUAAUAUUGGCACUUUACAUCAAGUUCUCAUCUUCAUUUAAAAGGACUUGGGUUGGUUUAUCAAUGGAAUCAUUGCACGACAUUCCUCAAUUUCUCAAACUUGCUCUACCUUCGACCGUCAUGGUUUGCUUAGAAUCAUGGACAUUUGAAAUAAUGGUGCUCCUUUCUGGUGCUCUUCCCAACCCAAAAUUGCAAACUUCAGUCCUUUCUAUAUGUAUUAAUGUAUCUGGUAUGUUUUGGAUGAUACCAUUUGGGGUCAGUGUUGCUGGAAGUACAAGAAUCUCGAACGAGCUUGGCGCUGGAUGUCCAAAUGCUGCUUAUUUAGCUGUUAUAGUAACCUUGUUCAUGGCAUUCACCUGUGGAAUUCUAGAGUUUUCUUUUAUUAUGUCUGCAUGGAAACUUUGGGGCAAGGCUUUUAGUAAUGUACAUGAAGUAGUCACAUAUGUUACUUCAAUGAUUCCGAUUGUCGCAACCUCUGCUUUUGUAGAUUCAUUUCAAACACCACUCCAAGGUGUUGCUAGAGGAUGCGGUUGGCAGAAGCUUGGUGCAUUUGUUAAUUUAGGAGCUUAUUAUCUUGUUGGCAUUCCUAUUUCUGUUGUAUUAGCUUUUGUCUUCAACAUGAAGGGACAAGGGUUACUUUUGGGGCUUUUAACAGCGCUUAUUGUUCAAGUGAUGUGUUUUCUUAUUGUCACAUUGCGCACCAACUGGGAGAAAGAAGCUAAUAAGGCUGCAAUAAGAGUUGCAGGCAGUGGAGUCCAAGUGAAUGCACUUUCACUUGACCAAAAUGCUGCUACUCCAUAG